GGUAAAAACAAUGGGAUGCAGAACUAGAAAUGCUGACAUAACAUUUUUUUUUAAAAAUGCAUGUAGGUUAAUUAAACAUUUUGUAUUGCAUUUCAUUAUGCUGCCCUUCAGCCAAUGCAAGUGUAAAAUACAUUUUAAAUGGCAUUUCAGAAGUGGUAUACACAUAUCCACUGGGCACUGCAUUUUCUAAUAUCCAUUAGAAACUGCAGUGCCCAGGCAGACCUCAUUUAACCAAGGCAUAAGAGAAUUCCCUUGCAAAAUUUCAACAGAAAUAAUGUUUGCAGGCUGGCAAAAUGUGUCAGGUUAAGCUAUAGAUUGCUUAGUACCUCCAGGAGUCCUGCCGUUUACAGUCAAUCUAAUUUUGGAGAACGUUUCCCUUAAAAAAGAAUAGUCUGGUUUUGAAAAACAAGCUACUUGAACACACACAAAAUAAAUUCUGCAACAUUGAGAUAAGCUUGUGGUGGCUUACUUAGGAAAAUAAAAAGUAUCCCUUACUUAAAAGGAGAAAGAUUGUAGCUGGAAGCAAAGGCAUUGCCAUGGCGACCUAGUGCAGGGGGUGGCAGUGUGCCAAGCCUAGCGCUUCCCUCUUUAUAGUGAGGGAUUGCACUUCAAGCUGUUAUUGCUGACCUGUCCUCCCCCGGUAGAUAAUAAUUUACCAAGACAUGCAGUAUAACUAAACCCAUAAAGUUAAAGCUUGCAGGUCAGUGUUGACUGAUCACACGCCCAAGCAAGUGUGCCAAAGUUCUCUCAUGCACUGAGGCAGUUUCUGAAGAUACUCAUAAGUAAGAAGUGCCUACGACGGGACACUGUGUUGUAGCUGAAUGUCUUACAAAGGUCACCCUGCAUAAGGGCAUCUACUAAGAAAUACCCACAACCCUGCGGUCAAGAGUCCAGAGCCCUAACCACUACUCCACACUGCUGUCCCCAGUUCGAGUAGUUCCAUUUAAGGGCAGCUCAUGACAAUAUAGAUCAAGAUAUUUUUGCCGCUCUGUAUGUGAAGAGGCCCUAGUGCCUGUCAUUUAUCAUCUUAUCAUCAGGUUAGUUUUGGGAACACGAUGACAACCAAGCAGCUCCCCUUAUCGCAGGAAACUCUGGCGCAGUUUAACCAGGCUUUGGCUGCAGAGAGUGGUGGUGUCCUGCGGACUCAGGCAGGCUCCAUUUCUACUCGGCGUAGCUCUCAAUCUGUGGAUCUUCACCACCCCAAGCACCUAAUGCACCUCAAGAGUGUGGAGGGAUCCCUUUCUGUCAUUCCCUCCCGCCGCAGCUCAGUCUUCAGCAACCUCAACCUCACCCGCAAGGAGUCCUUAUCUCUGGGCAAGCGGCUCUCGCUGGGACCCUGGAUGCACAGUGGCCGGGUCAGCUUCUCUGGCCUGCCACUGUACCAGCCUGUCCAGGAGACUCUGUUCGAGAACACCUACAAAACCCAUCCAGAUGAGGGUUUCCGUUUUGAUGCCUGUAAGGUCCAGUGCCUCCUGGAGGCCACACUAGCUGGCUUUCUGAGCGACACGCGGUACAACCCAGUUACCUGCGGACAAGUGACCCAGAACCUUUCUGAUCUCAUCCGUAGCAAAGCCAAAGACCUUAACCCGGCCCGCUAUAAACUGGUCUGCCAUGUCAUCCUAGGACAGCUCAACAACCAAGGCUUAAGGGUUGCCAGUCGCUGUCUGUGGGACUCAGACAAAGAUAACUUUGCUAUUGCUACCUUUCAAAAUGCCUCACUCUUUGCCGUGGCUAUGGUCCAUGGAUUGUAUUGUGAGUGAGAGCUAAAAAGUGUUGGCUUUUCCCCUAAGAAACAGAUUAUAGGGAAUCAUUUUGUUGGCCUCCAUAUUCUAAACCCGAGCAAUCUGGAUUCUGAUAUUUUGCCAGUGUGUAAAACAAUGUAAAAAUCAGUAUGUUUGUUUGUCUUUCUGUAUCAAUAGGAAUAUAUUCCAAGUUGGACUUCAUAUAAGGAAUUUAGCCUUUAGUCUUCUGACUCUCCCUUCCCUUCCAAAAGCUCCAUAAUUCAUUCUGAAAGGUUUCCUACCCUGUCAGCUGUUGUAAUCUUUAAACCAUCAGAAUGGUCUAAGGCUGCAGUGAAUAUGACAAACAGGAUGCUUGGUGCAUAGAAUACAAAUCAAUAGAGCUAAUAUUAUCAAUUAAUGCACUGGAUGUAGGAUGUAGUUGCCUUUUCUGUGGCAAAGCAAUUAAGACAAAACCAGGUCUUGAGGAUCUAAUGAAAGUUUAAAGUGUUUUUGUUUCGUUCCACAUAUAAGUUAAUCAUAAAGAAGGGUCCUUUUCAUGUCCUAAAAAUUCUCAUCUUCAUACAGGUUUCAGUUUGAAUGUCUCUGGGCUGAGAAAUUAAAUUAACUGAUUAAAUCAGCCGGAGCCUGUCAAAAGCAGGAAAUUGGGCGAUUACUGUAAAUCAGGUGUAUUUCGGUGCUACUAUAAUGAAACUGAUGUGUUAAAUCAUGUUUUCUGAUUGUAUCUUCAUAAAACAUAGCUUUGUGAGUUAUAGGUCUAUUCUUUUUACAGUUUUGUAUUAUAUGCUUUUUUAUAUAUAUAGUAGAUUUUACAACAAGUAGGAAUUUUUUUAUUGUUUGCAACACUUGUAGUCACGUAUGUUGACAGCACAAUCACUUCACGUGCAGAUAAAAUGCAUAUUAGUAUUGGGCACAGAGAGUGCACACAGUAGUUCAUGUGCAGACUGUGCUGAGAUUCAAUUGAAUGAUUGAUUAGCAAUUGAGUCUCGGUACAGCUGCAUAAAAGAGUCAGUGUUUCACGCACACAGGGUUGGGUGUUUGGUGAGGAAAGAACGAGAGUCGGGAGGUACAGAAAGAAUCACAAUUGCUAUUCAUGCCAACUUUAAAUCAGUAAGUUACUUGUUUUUGGUUUGUCUCACUGUGUUUGUUUAGGCCAACAUGCCUUUUAUUUUUGGUGUCCCAGUGUUUUGUUUUGUUCAAAUCUUUUAUUUAUAAUAAACCGGCACAACAGGAUAUGUCAUUGCCGACCGUGACCCGGGGUUCCUAGGGGGCGGUGCACAAUUGACCGAGCACCGCCCAGGUAGGGAGUGCUUAGGUCGACAGGGCAAUCCAUGGUUCACCACGCACCAGCGACCCCUGUGGUUGAUGGAGCGCCCUCGGGUCUGCAGUGUAGUCAUUCAGAUGUGUGUUGUCCUCCGGCACUAUAGGUCUGGUGGCUUCGCUGUGGAUCCGCAGUGCGGAAAAUGACGGAUUAGCAGGAACACGUUUCGGAGGACGCGUGUUUCAGCCUCUGUUUCCCAAGUCGCUGGGUGGUUGCGGCGGUGAACCGGGAUAAAAAUAAUAAUUGGGCAUUCCAAAUUGGGGAGAAAACCAGGGUAAAAAUGACUGGCGAUAACUCUAUCUAUAUUUAAAAAAAAAAAAAGGGGGGGGGGGGGGUUAUUUAAGUAAUCAACAGUUGGACACACACUUCAGCUUGGUUUUCCCACUUCAAUCCUUUGAAGCAUUCCUAUAUUGGCAUUGUACCCAUUAAAUAAAAGAGGUGUGACAUUUUAAAGAUCACUGUUCUUGAGACCCUCUUAGUCACUCCAUAUCAUUCUGCAGCCAACUUCCAAUUAUUCCCUUUCUGAGAUGUAAUAUGCUUUGCAUUAACCUAGCUAGUUAUAUAAAAAUUUAAUUAAAAAAAAAUUAAAUUCACAGCAAUACUAGGCACAUGUUCUACUAGGAAUAUAAAUACCACACUAGAACCAAAGUCAUUGUAUUUUUGUCUUGCUCUUAAUUGUAUUAUUACUUUUACUGUGAUUCUUGAAAUGUAUUUUUGUUCACGACUAAGUCGCCCUGGAUAAGUGUGUCUGCUAAGAAAUAAAUAGAGGUGAUUGUAUCAUGACAGUAGUUAAUUACCUACAGAGCAGUAUAUUUGAAUAGGACCAUGCACAUGCUUCAAGAUCUUGUCUUCAAUAGCCUUUCUAAUGUUGUGUUCAUACUACUUUUAUUUAUUAAUAUAGUGCUCAUGUAACAUUUCAGGAUACACACACUUGUAUAGUUAUAUCACACAAAAUAAACAGUUCAUGUUCAACACUUAAUAAAAAUCAAAGCAAGUGCAGAGAUUUCAAACUUUAUUUAACAAAAAAAAAAAAAAAAAGUGGUCAUAAUUAAAGAAACAGUUUGACCUGGUGUUGACAGUUACACAAAAGACAUACAUAAUAAAUAAGUAAUUUCAUAAAUAAAAAUAUAAAUUAUAAAUUUACUACAUAAAAAAAAAAACAAAAAAAAAAAACCUACACACACACACA
This is a messenger RNA of Acipenser ruthenus (sterlet), 4249 nucleotides long. RefSeq names its product dynein light chain Tctex-type 5-B-like. Lineage: Eukaryota; Metazoa; Chordata; Actinopteri; Acipenseriformes; Acipenseridae. Gene Ontology annotation, biological process: microtubule-based movement. The transcript has 3 exons. Bases 1056 to 1760 code for a protein of 234 amino acids. Gene Ontology annotation, molecular function: dynein intermediate chain binding. The record is from RefSeq and is a predicted model, not a curated record. Gene Ontology annotation, cellular component: cytoplasmic dynein complex; cytoplasm.